Rotaria sp. Silwood1 is the source of this 2595-nucleotide messenger RNA. Lineage: Eukaryota; Metazoa; Rotifera; Eurotatoria; Philodinida; Philodinidae. The record is from the annotation of a GenBank genome assembly.
AUGGGCUGUGGUUCUUCAACAAAUACAGUAAGUCCUGCGAAGGAUUCUAGUUUAAGUCAUACUGAUAUAAAAAUACAUGCUCAUCGCCAUCAAAAAACACUUGAAAACAUAGAACAAAAGGAACAACAUGCACAAAUAGAGGAUAUUGUACAGAAUUUCUUCCUAGUUUGGCUUGAUAAUCAUUUGGACGAGUCCAAGGAAGAUUUUCAUAAUUCGUUUACGAAAUUACAACGAACCAUCGAUGUCAUAGAAAAAUUUCGUGAUGCCAACGAAUGCAUCACGCAUAUUUCAAGGAGCGAAAAUAAGAAAAUUUUUCUGGUCGUAUCUGGUAAACUAACCAACGAUGUUGUACCAUUGAUGCAUGACAAGUCCCAAAUUUAUGCAAUUUAUAUAUUUUGUUUCGAUAAAUCAAAAUAUGAACAAUGGACAACAGAAAAAUGGCCCAAAGUACGCGGUAUAUUUGCAAAUAUUGACUCGAUUUGUGACUCACUUCGGCAAACAGCACGAGAAUGUGAUGAUGAUGAUAUGAAAAUUACUGGUCAAAUUGAACCAUCAUUUAUGUAUUCAAUGUUAUUUAAAGAAAUUGUUCUUGAAAUCCAUUUCGAUCUGGAGAAAGAAAUUCCAGGUCUUGCCAAAUAUGCUCGUCAGGUGUACAAGGAUAAACCAGAACAACUCCCAAUCAUCGAUGAAUUUGUCCAGCAAUAUAAUGGUAACAUCAACAACAGUCCUGUUCGCUGGUAUACAGCCGAGUGCUUCACAUACAAAAUGUUAAACAAAGCACUAGGUCGAUUGGAUGCUGCUACUCUACUUAAAACAGGUUUCUUCAUGCGCGACCUCCAUCAAAAUAUCGAAGAACUUCAUGAAAAACAAAUAAAUGAUAAUAAUGCACCAUUUCCAAAAACAGUUUACCGCGGUAAAAUUAUGACACAAGAAGACUUUAAGAACAAAAUUCAACAAGGCAAGCUCAUCUCAUACAAUAAUUUUUUAUCAACUACUGAAAAAAGAGAUGUUGCCAUUGAUUUCAUUGGCCGAGAAUUUCAACCAAGCGACAGUAAAAUUGCCGUCCUCUUCAUCAUGACUAUUGAUCCGUCGGUAAAAUCAGCUCCAUAUGCACGGAUUUCUGAAUUCAGCAAAUAUCCAGAAGAACAAGAAAUUCUCUUUUCAACACACUCAGUAUUUCGGGUCCGACAGAUUCAAGAAACAAAAGAGCGUGGCAUGAAUAUACAGCAAGUCAACUUGACGCUCACCAGUGAAAAAAAUGAUAAUGAGCUUAGUGAAUUAACAGAAAGUAUACGGAAGGACAUUGAAGGAAAUGGAUGGGAACGAAUGGGUUUGUUGCUUUGGAAAAUAAACCAGAACGAUAAGGCUGAAGAAAUCUACACGCUGUUGUUACAACAGGCAACUAGUGAUGGAGACAAAGCAUAUUGCUAUAACCAACUUGGAUUGAUCAAGAGAGACCAAGGAGAUUACAAACAAGCGCUGGACUUCUACGAGAAAUCCAUUAAAAUCAAGCAAACAAUUCUACCGGAUGAUGAUCCCAAUUUGGCCAUGUCAUACAACAACAUCGCUCUAGUGUAUAAGAACAUGGGUGACUACUCAAAAGCACUUGAAUUUUACGAAAAAGAUCUCGAAAUCACGAAAAAAGCUCUGCCUCCGAAUCAUCCCCAUUUGGCUACUUCCUACAACAACAUCGGUGGAGUGCAUAAGAACAUAGGUGACUACUCGAAAGCACUUGAAUUUUACGAAAAAGCACUUAAAAUUAGAGAAAAAUCUCUGCCUUCGAAUCAUCCUGAUUUGGGUACUUCCUACAACAACAUUGGUCAAGUGUGUAACAACAUGGGUGACUACUCCAUAGCACUUGAAUUUUACGAAAAAGCACUUAAAAUUAAAGAAAAAGCUCUACCUCCAAAUCAUCCCUCAUUGGCUGGUAGCCACUUGAAUUUUGCAGUAUGUUACGAAAGAAUGGGAGAUUACGCAUCAGCUCUUAAGGCUCUUCAAAAUGCUUUGCAAAUUCAGCAAAAAGCAUUUCAAGAAUGUAAUCCAGCUUUUACUUCAACAUACAGUUGGUUCGGAAGAGUUUAUCGCAGUAUGAAAGAUUACUCAAAGGCACUGGGUUAUUUUGAAAAGUGUCUCGCAAUAGAUCUAAAGACGUUAGCUGAAGGACAUCCCUAUCAGGCCAUUACAUAUAGUAAUAUUGGUGAUGUUUAUCGAUUAAUGGGUAACUAUGAAAAGGCACUUGCAUUUCAUCAAAAAGCAUUAGAUAUUCAAGAAAAUGUUCACUGUAAUCCUCUUCAAUGUGCAGCGACAUAUACAAAUUUAGGUGAAACUUAUCGAAAAAUGCAAGAUUAUUCAACAGCAUUGUCAUAUUUUCAAAAAGGAUUAGAAAUACGAGAAAAGAAACUACCAAAAAGUCAUCCUGAUUUAGCUGUAAUUUAUCAUAAUAUGGCAAAAUUAUAUUUAUCUACUGGGCAAUAUAAUAUGGCAAUGAAAAAUGUUCAACAAGCAAUAGAAAUAGCUCAAGAAAAAUUACAUUCAACCCAUCCUCAUCUUUUGGAAUAUAAAGAAACAUUUGAAAAAAUUCGAAAGGAAAUGUAA